CGACUGUGCAUCGCUACCAUUGUCUCCAGCGACACCGCUGUGAAGCGGAGAUCUCUCCAGCCAUGGCAGAGGCCAAGGCCUUGGCCUGGCUGAACGAUGGCAAAGCUGUGAAAGCUUGGCUGAAGGAUCCAGAGCGCCAUCUGCGGAAGCGUUUGGAGUCCGAGUCCUUGGUGAAGAUCCCUCAGCUACUCCCGCCCUUCGUGGCCGAGGGGCUGCUCCGCCGCUUACAGCGGCUGUCGGCCGACUGCUGGGACCGCGCGGGCGAGGGCGCGCGCGAGGAUGUGGGCUAUGAGGACCGUGUGCAGCACCGCUUCGGCAUCGCUGACGUCGAGGGCGAUGCACUCUUGCUGGGCGGCGCCCGCGUACUGGCACAGAUGUUACCCGGCACCUUACCCAAUUUCUCCGCCGCGUGCUAUCAAGGCCAAGACCAUAUCGCACCCCACACGGAUGAAGUGCCAGAGGAAUACUCCACCGAGGAGGUGAGCGAGCUCAAACGUGCCUAUGCUGCCGGCAGCUCCACGGUGGCUGCGGCGCGGUGGGCGGCGCACACGCCGGCCGAGGAGAGGCUCCAGGAGGCCUUGCGCUCCGGCGACCUCCAAGCCGUCCGCGCCGCCAGCGCAGGAACGGAACGGCGGCCCUGGCGGCGCUGGGUGGCCGCGGCGUAUUACUUGAACAAGGACUGGAAGGCUUCCUUUGGUGGGCGGUUCAUUGACAUGGCGGAUGGGAAGGAGCAGCGGCACCUGCCGGAGUUCAACACGUUGGUCGCCUUCGAGGUGCCCCACCUCCAUGCCGUGGAGAAGGUGAAGAAGGGCCAGAAACGCUAUUCCAUCUUCGGCUGGUGGCUGGCUGUUUCGGCCAAGCAAAAACGUUCAGCGCUGGUACCGAAGGCCACACGGUCGAUGAGGUCGAAGACGCGCCGAAGCGCCCCGCAGCACUAAAGCGCCCCGCGGCGAUGAAGCGCCCCGCGGCGGCGGCGAAGAGGCCGAAGAAGGGACGGUGACGGUGGCGGACGAA
Molecule: messenger RNA, 1014 nt
Organism: Durusdinium trenchii
Lineage: Eukaryota; Dinophyceae; Suessiales; Symbiodiniaceae
Source: the annotation of a GenBank genome assembly